This is a messenger RNA of Brettanomyces nanus, 456 nucleotides long. RefSeq lists its product as uncharacterized. Lineage: Eukaryota; Fungi; Ascomycota; Pichiomycetes; Pichiales; Pichiaceae. Gene Ontology annotation, cellular component: SNARE complex; plasma membrane. Gene Ontology annotation, biological process: vesicle fusion; vesicle-mediated transport. Bases 1 to 456 code for a protein of 151 amino acids. Gene Ontology annotation, molecular function: SNAP receptor activity; syntaxin binding. The transcript has a single exon. The record is from RefSeq and is a predicted model, not a curated record.
AUGUCCAGUGCACAACCUUAUGAUCCUUACAAUCCAUUCAGUGACGAUGCGGCCAAAGAGGCUCAACAAGGAGCCGGCGUUGGCGCAGAGGCAAACUCUACUGCAAAUGGAGCUGGCGCAGGCUUAGGUGCUGGUGCCGGUGGCGCCGGUGCCUCUUCGCAAGCCGCUAACGAAUCACACGCUAAACUUCACAACUUGCAAAGCACAUUGGAUGAAACUGCAGGUAUAAUGAGAAACAAUCUGGAAGCCAUAAACCAAAGAGGAGAAACAUUGGAAGAUAUGGAUACUAGAGCCAACGAACUCAGUAAUAAUGCAAAGAUGUUUAAUAGGUCCGCCAAUCAGGUCAGAAAAGACAUGUGGAAAAAGAAUAUGAAGCUUAAAAUUUGCGUCAUCUUAAUCGUCAUCAUUCUUCUUAUUGUGAUUAUUGUCCCUAUCGCUGUGCAUUUCAGCAACUAA